Leishmania mexicana MHOM/GT/2001/U1103 is the source of this 960-nucleotide messenger RNA. RefSeq lists its product as hypothetical. The transcript has a single exon. The record is from RefSeq and is a predicted model, not a curated record. Gene Ontology annotation, molecular function: calcium channel activity; uniporter activity. Gene Ontology annotation, cellular component: uniplex complex; mitochondrial inner membrane. NCBI's taxonomy places the organism in Eukaryota, Euglenozoa, Kinetoplastea, Trypanosomatida, Trypanosomatidae. Gene Ontology annotation, biological process: mitochondrial calcium ion homeostasis; calcium import into the mitochondrion. The coding region runs from base 1 to 960 and encodes 319 amino acids.
AUGCAAUCUAUGACGGCCACGAUAUUCCGGCGCAGCGGCGGGCUGCUGCCGAGUGCUCAAUCGACUUCUACUCUGUCCCACUGGCACCGUCGUCUCAGCACACUUGGUCGCCGAUUCACCACAGCACGCGCUGCCCACGCAUCGACUCCGACGUCGUCAGCCCUGUCAGCAAACGACUUUGCCGCCAUCACUCCGCUUCUUCUUCUGCGCCAAAUGCUGCAACAGCACACCCAGCUGGACGGUACCGACUUGGCUGCGCAGCUCCACCCCGGCGAACAACACAUCGUUAUUUCUCGCAUCAAGUUUUGCCAUUUCUGCGCUGCGUCGCAUGUCGAGGAUCCAGACGCCGCCCUGACAGAUUUAGAAGCGGCGGGCGUGGUGGUGGUGCUGGACGGCGGAAGCAUGGUUCAUCUGAGGCCUGUGCUCUACCUUGAAACUCUGGAAAUGAUCCGCAACGUGGCGAGGCCGUCAAGCAGCGGCAACAGGACGUCUGAGACGAACUCGAAGCUGUCAGUGGCGGUCAGCAGCUUCAUGCUAGAGGAAGCGGAGCGUCGUGUCGCGGUGCUGACCGAGAAGGAAAAGGCGAUGCGGAAGCGACUGCAGCCCGCCAUCGCGCGAGCAGCGCGCUGGCGCCGCACGGUAUGGGGUGGUGCACUGCUCUAUGCCGGCGCUCAGCUCGCCAUCAUAUCGCGUCUCACCUACUUUGACCUAGACUGGGACAUUAUGGAGCCAGUCUCGUACAUCCUUACGGCUACAAACGCGAUUUUCUUUUUUCUGUACUACCUGCGCUUCAACGAGGAGCACUCCUACAGCGCCUUUGAUCAGCGGUUCCUGCCUCGAAAAGUGCGCCAGUACGCUCCCAAAGACUUCGACUGGGCGGCGUAUGCGGACGUGUGCCAGCAGCUCGUUGAGGAGCGAGCGAUGCUGGACUCCAUCUUGAAGUGGAGUGCGAAACACUGA